UGUCAGUGUCUCACGUUCUCUACCAGGGCCUGAGGCUUCUUCUGUUGAUGGCCUACUUCGACCUGCUGUUACAGAAAUGCACGUCGCUUGCUCACAUCAAGCAAGUCCAAGCCCACCUCAUAACCAAUGGAAUUUUCCAAUUUUCUCCUUCUCGUACGAAGCUUCUGGAGCUCUGCGCCAUCUCCGUUGCCGGGAACCUGGACUACGCAGGAGAGAUUUUCCGGCAAGUCAAUAAUCCGGUGACCAACGACUGGAAUGCCAUUAUUCGAGGUCUCGCACAGAGCAACGAACCCAGGCAGGCUCUCACAUGUUACCAAGCCAUGUGUCGCAGGCCAAAUAAGCCAGAUGCUCUCACCUGUUCAUUCGUCCUCAAAGCCUGUGCACGUGUGUUAGCCCUUUUAGAAGCCAAGCAGAUUCACUCCCAACUCGUUCGCUUCGGUUUUGAAGCCGACGUCUUGUUAUUGACGACUCUACUAGAUGUAUAUGCCAAAUCGGGUGACCUAGACAAUGCAGGGAAACUGUUCGACGAAAUGUGUGUGAGAGAUAUCGCUACUUGGAAUGCCUUGAUCUCUGGCAUGGCGCAAGGGAAUCGACCGAGUGACGCUUUGGCUCUGUUCCGUCAGAUGAGGGAAGAGGGCUUGAAACCGAAUGAGGUUACCGUCCUUGGUGCACUUUCAGCUUGCGCGCAAUUAGGCGCCUCGAGAGAGGGCGAGACCAUCCAUGGGUUCGUGCGGGAUGAGCAGCUUGACAUGAACGUGCAGGUUUGUAAUGCAGUCAUCGAUAUGUACGCUAAGUGUGGGUUGAUUGACAAGGCAUGCGAUGUUUUCAAUGGAAUGCGCUGCGCUAGGAGUCUUGUGUCAUGGAAUUCGAUAAUCAUGGCACUUGCGAUGCAUGGCCGUGGGUCUCACGCGCUUCAGUUGUUCACCCAGAUGCAUCACACCCACGUGGAGCCUGAUGCAGUCACAUACCUUGCUGCACUUUGUGCGUGCAACCAUGGAGGUCUGGUUGCAGAUGGGCGUAGAUUGUUUAACUCUUUGCUGGAGUCUGGGUUGACACCCAAUGUUAAGCACUAUGGGACCCUUGUGGACCUCCUUGGUAGAGGAGGGCAGCUCGAAGAAGCUUAUCAAAUCAUAAGAUCCAUGCCCAUGGUCCCAGAUGUUGUCCUCUGGCAAACCUUACUUGGGGCUUCCAAGACUUAUGGGAAUGUUGAGAUGGCAGAGCGAGCAUCUCGAGCUCUUGUGGAGAUGGGAUCAAAUAGUGAUGGUGACUUUGUGUUGUUAUCAAACGUUUAUGCUGCACACCAGAGAUGGGAUGAUGUGGGAAGGAUCAGGGAGGCAAUGAGGAGUAGAGAGGUAAAGAAGGUACCUGGAUUCAGCUUCAUAGAAGUGGGAGGUGUGGUACACAAGUUUGUUAAUGGUGAUCAGACCCAUUCAAAUUGGCGGGAGAUCUAUAGGAAAUUGGAUGAGAUUAAUUUUAAGAUUAAGUCAUACGGGUACAUGCCUGAGACUAGUUUUGUGUUGCAUGACAUCGGAGAAGAAGAGAAGGAGAACGCAUUGUCUUACCAUAGUGAGAAGUUGGCCGUAGCUUUUGGCUUGAUUAUUAUGGAUGAUGGGACCCCAAUUCAAGUGAAUAAGAAUCUUAGGAUAUGCGGAGAUUGUCAUGUUGUAAUCAAGCUCAUUUCGAAGAUUUAUGAUCGUGAAAUUGUAGUGAGGGAUCGAGCUCGGUUUCACCAUUUCAAAAAUGGCAUUUGUUCCUGUGGAGAUUAUUGGUAGGUUUUAUCUUAUACUUAUUUUUGGCAGAAAUGAAAAUAUAUUGCUUGAGAUGGUUGUGAAAAUCUCUGGCGCCGGUCUAGAGUAGCCAUUGGUGAGACUGGAUUCUUCAAGAACAUGCUUAUUCCUUUAUUACAGUAGCCUCCCAAUAAAUUGGGUGAAUAACAUGUUCCAAGGUUUUACAGAAAUUUUAAAUUGAGUAUCCUCAUGUUAUCAAAUUCCUUCCUAGAGGCUCUGAGCAAGGAUGGAUAUAUAGAUGGGAACAUGGAAAACAAAAAUAUCAAGAUUGAUAUUUAUGAAUGAUUGCAGUUUUAUGACAGUAUAUAAAUCAGGGACUCUUCGAUUUGUAAAUAAAGAAUUCAAAGAAGCCUGCUGUGACAACUGAACCAGAGAGAAGGAUCCAAAGCUGAGGAGAUGGGAAUUUACAACAACUUUUCUAGUUGAUAUUGAUAGGAUUUGAUACUGGAUAAUUAAUAGCACCUUUGAGCAGGACAUCCUACCACUAAGUUAUGAAACAAAGUGGAAUUAUUUGGCCACAGCCUCACAAAGUAGCUCCAAUUUGAUGGAGGAUGGUACUAUUCCAGAAAUGUAAUGGCUCUAGCUAUGUGAAGCUAAUUCAGUUGAGUUACUUUCUCUUCUUCAUCGAGAGGGAAAGAAGUUUUGCUAGGAAGAGAUUCACUUGUCAACCAUCAGGCUAAAAAUUUAUUCUUUAUAUUAUGAUCCUUGACUUAAAGCAUUGCAGUAAAGAGUUUCUUCUCCUUGAGGGAUACUAUGCCAAAUUGAAUCAGCUUCAGAUUUUGGCAGCUUUUAUGGGCAGGAGUGUUGAGCCUUUGACAAACAUAUGGUAAAACCAUGCGGUGCAGGUAGUUGGUGUUUUAUAAACAAUUUACUAAUUAGCCUAAAUACUCAGAUUAUUUCAGAUAACUUCUGUAGCCGAAGAGUAUGUGGACCCUCAAUCAAAGAGGUAUCCCCCCACUGAUGAGAUGUAUAUUUUUAUUUUAUUUUUUCAUGUCCAAGCUUCAAUCUUGAGGAAAAUGUACAUUUUAUUUGAUCCAUUUGUUGCUGACGAGCAAGGUGAUGCUUUGCAAAGCUUGCAGGGGAAUAGAAGAAUUUCACUUGAAUAAGUGUGCUCCUUAGUCAUAGACAAGAUAUGAAUUUUCAGCCUACAUUCUGAUCUGUAUCUUUAGAGAAUGAAAUUGUAAAACUUAUCUUGGUGAUAGGGUUGUAUAACUUAGUCCAAGGUAAGGUAUUUUCUAAAGACAGGAUGCAAGAGUGAUGGUAGAGUUGAGCUUUUAAAAUAUGGUGAUUUGGACUUUCCAGUGUGAA
Macadamia integrifolia is the source of this 3095-nucleotide messenger RNA. Its product is annotated as pentatricopeptide repeat-containing protein At1g34160. The record is from RefSeq and is a predicted model, not a curated record. The transcript has a single exon. Lineage: Eukaryota; Viridiplantae; Streptophyta; Magnoliopsida; Proteales; Proteaceae. Gene Ontology annotation, biological process: RNA modification. Gene Ontology annotation, molecular function: zinc ion binding; protein binding; RNA binding. Bases 48 to 1772 code for a protein of 574 amino acids.